AUGGCAAAAUUUCCACUGUCAUGCAAAGAUAAAAAGACCCAGAAGAUGAUUAUGGGCUUCUCAGAGUUAGAGAUAGACGUGGCUUGGCAACUAGUACAGAUGAGCAGCAGGGAUAACAAGCGGAAGCUGAAGGUGAUAAAAAACAAGAAGAAUGAUGAAGCAGAGCGAAGUUCAUGCCAGAGUGAUGCGAGCAAUGAGCAUGCAGGUUAUACCUUCUUUGAAGAAGAAGAAGAAGAAGAUAAUAUUUUUGGUGAGAAAGAUGAUGAUGGGUAUCCCAAGAGAAGGAACAAAAGGUUUAGGUCAAUUAAUCAUGUUUACAAGGUUACGCAACCAGUGCUGGCGGGUGGUUGUGUCCAUAGUAAGAAGAUGAAGCUUUCAUAUACUUGA
This is a messenger RNA of Dovyalis caffra, 387 nucleotides long. Lineage: Eukaryota; Viridiplantae; Streptophyta; Magnoliopsida; Malpighiales; Salicaceae. The record is from the annotation of a GenBank genome assembly.